Molecule: messenger RNA, 264 nt
Organism: Puccinia triticina
Lineage: Eukaryota; Fungi; Basidiomycota; Pucciniomycetes; Pucciniales; Pucciniaceae
Exons: 2
Coding region: 1-264 (87 amino acids)
Source: RefSeq, a predicted model, not a curated record
AUGGCUGCCCUGAUACAAAAUCUUACCCACGUACACCCUACCAUAUCGCCAUCUCCCAAGUUUCAGCCACCCUACUACAAUGUGUGGUUGAUCCCCCGCACCCGCAGAACUACCAAUACCUGCAACAUGAAUCCUCGAGAAAAUAACCAGCAUUCCCACCUGAUACCACUCUUGAAGCUUGGCCGGCAGAUCCGCCAGUCUAACAAUGACCUUCACAUCAACAGGAAGGCUGUUAUCCUGCAAAACCCAAUUCAUCAGUAUUGA